This is a messenger RNA of Symbiodinium sp. CCMP2456, 4182 nucleotides long. The record is from the annotation of a GenBank genome assembly. NCBI's taxonomy places the organism in Eukaryota, Dinophyceae, Suessiales, Symbiodiniaceae.
AUGAGCAGCAGCUCUAACUCUGUGGAACGGUUGAUUCUACAGUUUUCGGGACUUCGGGUAUCUAUUGAGCGGACCGAGGGUGCUGCUCCUGACCACGAUCCCUCGCCCACUGGAAGCUUUGUGCUGGUAGAAGCCGGGGCUGAAGCUUUGGACGGUUCCCAGGCCUCUUCUGGACCCCUUGCUCGGGAGACUAUCUCCCUGGCCCGGUCGGCUGUGGCAGCAGACCUGGCCUUCUUCGACGCCGACACUCCAGCUGCUUUGGGCGACUUGAGUUUGGGACCCCACCUCAGCUUUGCUAGAAACCUGGCUUCUUUGACUGGCUGGUCUCCUGAAGCGAGGGUGGCUCGGGCUUAUCGUGCGGGGCUCUCUGCGAGGGAGGUCCUUGGAGGUACCAAAGGACCGGCUUGGACGCUUGGAGCGGGCUGCGGUGUGCCACGCGUUUCCCUCGAGGGCGGAAGCUCAGGCUUUCGUGCAGGCUUCGGGGAAGCCAUGGCCGCAGGAGCUGUGAGGGGCGCUUUAAGCGCCAGGCAGAGGUCGAGGCGCUCAUGGAUGGAGCCUUUGCCUAUGUUCUAUUUCCUGGACAACCCCGAUGCACCGGCUUCACGGAUCACGGCUUUCCUGGUGCGCCUGCGGGCUGGUGGGAUGAUGCUGGCGCUGCCUGGCACGGACGAGGUGGGCCAGCUCCUUCACAGCUUAACGGAGGUAGGGGAUGCCUCUGCCCCUUUGCUGUACACCACCCUGAUGGUUGGCUGCGAGACUCCUCGGAGGCGUGCUGUAGGAGAGCUGGCCCUUCACUUCGUCGAUGCCCCUUGGUCUUGGCUGCACUACCUGCGGUCCGGGGCUGCUCUUCGGGGCAGCGACUUGAUCCUGAUCUCCAUCAAGGCGGGCUCUGUGGUGGUGCGACCGAACUGCGAUGCUGCACAGGCUGCUGCGGAUAUUUGGGUCGCCGCUGCCACCGAGGAUCCCGAGUUGCAGGAUUCUGGUCUGGGCGAGUACAUCACGGCUGCCGAGGACAUCGACGGCCUUCCGCUUACCGACGCGGCCCUACCUGGUGCCGAGGGCGACGACGAGGAGGCACCGAACCCUGGCGAGGUGGCACAACUUCGUGCUCGGCUUCAAGCCCUCGAGCUUGCUGCGAGUUCUGCUGCUCCCGCGGGCUCGGGGAUUGGCUCUUUGGUGGGCCGCGCGGGCGGGGCCCAGACACGGCGCGGCGCUCGAGACCUUUUCCCGGCCGGCCCUUCGGAAUCUAUCACCGAAGCAGAUCUGCGUGCCCUUCGAGAUGCUGCCGGCGCUGCUCCUCCACGACUGGCUCAGCACGAGCGGGCCCCUCGGUCCGCUGUUACCCGGGAGGCCGACGACGCCCUUGCCGAGAUCGAGGCUGGUGUGGCUUUGGACGAGGCGGGGGCUUCCUCAGGCGAUGCCGUUCUCCAGCGCCUUCUGGUGCAAACUCAGAUGCUUGCGAAGCUUUCGGCGGGCAAACCUCGGAGCCCCCUGGAGGCCGCUCUGGGCAAAGACGACGGCAACUUGAGCGCCAAAGGCUCUGCAGCGAGGGACGCUUUUGUGCGGCUCCUGAAGGACAACCAACUCGUUGCGGAUCAGAUUCGCAGGCUGGCUGCAGAGGAGCUGGGCGAGGACAUCGCCGCUCCCCCGCCGAACCUCAUGAGGACUUUUGUGGAAAAACGCAGCCCAGUUGGCGAGCUGAAAACUUUGGCCCUGGUCAGCACCUUCGCGGCGCACUCAUGGGAGGCCGCACGCUACAGCGGGAACAUCGAGAUGGAAGCCUGGGCCGCCCGGCUUUUGAUGUUUUCGGACCAAUGUGCCACCGAAGGUGGCAGGACGCAACUAGGCUGGUUGCUAACUGGCCUGCCCGAUCCAUCGUGGAGCACCCUAGUGCGCCGACGACAAGGCCUUCGCCCGUUUUCACGGCUGUGCCCGAGUCUGUGGUUAUCGGGAAAUGUUGCGUAUUUGAAAGAAAUGGAGUGGUUGGGCACGAGAAUGAGCUCUACUGGAGAUCAAGGCCGGGACCCUCCAAAGGACACAGCCGAGGCCGACGAGCAGCCCACGGGUCGCCCGCCACGACCCCACGAAUUCGUGGCCUACAGGUUUGCUCUCGGGCUCAGCUUCGAGGAAACACGCGUCUUCUUGGGCGCCGAUGUCGACGGCAUCGCUGGGCUGGUCUCAGUCUUCGUCGACGCGCGCCGGGUGCCUUCCAACAAGGUCUUUGCUUUGCACCGCGACUCUGUUAACGAGCUUCUGUGCCUUUGUGCUCUGGCCCCUCUUUUGCAAGCGGAUCUUCGAGUUUCUUAUCCCGGCGAGUUGUUCUGUAUGGAUGCUUCGCCCACGGGUGCGGGCUUGUGUUCUGCCAAAGUCCCGCCUCACGUGGUUCAGGAACUUUGGCGCCAUACCGAGCAAAAGGGGUUUUACACCAGACUACUUGAGCCCGCCUCGGCCUUGCUGUGUGACCUGGGCCUGAGCUCCGACCCGGGGGCUUCCUUUGUUGAAGGCCUUCACCCUGCUUCCGCGUCUCCUUUCGACCCGGAGCCCUUGCCCUUGCGUCCGCCUAAAACCGACGGUGCGAGCUUUGUGUGUCUUUUCUGCCAGCGCUGCAACUGGGCUGUGUCACACUCACGUGCUGGCUUGACUGACUUGGUUGAAACUGAGCCCUGGCUUCGCGACCUUCCGUUUGCUGCUCUUGGUCACCGUGCUACCUUCCACAGGCUUUGCCGCUUGGCUGUGAAUGGGCACGUGCAUGACUGGCACACCGCCCCUCCUUGGUGCAUGCUCGGGCGUUCUGCGGAGGACCCGGCCGGCCUACUUUCUCCCACUGCCGAGAUCGCCGCAGCUAACACUUUGGCCCGCCGUCUGUGCUUCGUGCUGUGUCUGGCGGCUGCCGCGGGCUCCUACGUCAGCGUCUCACAAGCUGUGCUGCCAAGGGCCGUUCCGCGAGCCCUGCUCUUUGCCGCGUUCUUCGUUCCACCGUGCCGUAUGUCCUCGGCUCAGGUCUCUAUCCCGGAGGUCUCCAUGUCUACUCAGCUCAAAACCGUAGUGACGGCCCUUCUCGCGGCCGCCCUCCUGCUCCCGCUUCUAAGCCUUGGCCUUCCUGGCUUCACUCUCUUGUUGCUGGGGAUCACCGUCCCUUUGACUUGGUUUGCGCCUCGGCCGCCGUUCCUCCUUCUUCUCGCCGGCGACGUCGAGCGAAACCCGGGCCCUUUUCACUCCGGCGCCCCUCGUGGUGCCCUUGACAUGCAGGGUGGUUUCGCCUCGUCCACCAAACAGAAGAUGGACAAGGCCCUCGGUGCUUUCGCUGUUUGGCUUCAGGUAAGUUUCGGUUUGGGACUUCAGGCUGUCCUUUCCUCUGCUUCUACUGCAGCCACUGCACUCCGUGCCUUCGGUCUCUACCUUUACUCCUCAGGUCAACCAAGGUACCUGCUUGUUUAUGCCAUCACUUCUGUGCAGGAUAGCCACCCAGAGUUUCGCUCUCAGCUCGCUCCUGCGUGGCAAGUCGACCGGAAAUGGCAACAAGUUGAGCCCGGUGAGUGCCGUCCUGUCAUCUCCCAGCCUAUCGUCCAGGCUUCUGUUGCUUUAGCUUUAUGCUGGGGGUGGUUUGACUGGGCCUGCCUUACCUUGAUAGGGUUUCUUUGCAUGCUUCACCCGGCUGAGAUGCUGUGCCUGCAACGCCAAGACCUUGUGUUUCCUGAGGAUGCUCUGUCCCCGGACCCUGUUGCGUAUGUUCACAUUCGCAACCCCAAGACGCAAAGAUUUGCCCGGCGACAACAUGCGCAUCUUGAGGACCCUUUGGUCCUGCAGCUGCUGAAGUUUCUUUACCUCGACCUUCCUCUUUCUUCCAAGCUGUUCCGCGGCUCCAUGCAUACUUACAGGCGUCAAUGGAACUCCGUUAUGUCUAGGCUUGGUGUGCCACACCGCCUCUCAGAUCGGGGCGCUACCCCUGGGGUCUUGCGAGGCUCAGGGGCAACCUUCCUUUACUUGGAGACGGAGGAUCUACCGCUUGUUGCCUGGCGUCGCCGGUGGAGUAAAACGAAGACCGUCGAGUUUUAUCUUCAGGAAGUUGCGGCCCAGUUGCUUUUGCAACGUCUUCCGCCAAGCGCCCGUGAGAGGAUCCGCUUGCUGAGCUCUUACUCCCGGGCCCUUAUCCUGCAUGUGUUGCACAAUGGUGGCAAGUAA